CAAAACCAGCAAUCUGCUCAGAACAACAUUCUCUCUCUCUCUCUCUCUCUCUCUGCACUUUCAAAUUCUACUCGCAGAAAAGUUCUUCUGGCUUCGACCCUCCUCUGUUUCUCCCGGAAAGUCCACGGCUUUCACCACAAAUGACUCUCUUCUUCAACCUCCGCCGUCACACCCAUCUCUUUCUCUUCCUCGUUUCCACCGCCAUACCCUCCUGCGUCCCUCAGACCGCCGUGCCGUCGCCUUCGCCGCCUCCGGCAGACGAGUGCAACGGCGUGCUCCUGACCUACCUCCAUGCCGGGGGCUCCCAGCUCCCGCCCGCCCACCCGGGCCACCAGGCUUACCGGUUCGAGUCCGUCCUCACGGUGACGAACAACGGCCUCGACGAGCUCAAGUCGUGGAGGGCGUUCGUGGGUUUCCGGCACGAGGAGCUGCUGGUCUCCGCCUCCGGAGCCAUCCUGGCCGACGGGUCGACCCUGCCCGCGAGCGUCGGCAACGGCACAGUCCUGGCCGGCUUCCCGUCGACGGACCUGAAUACGGCGAUCCAGACGGCAGGGGACGUGACCCAGAUGCAGGCGAAGGUGAGGCUUGUGGGGACGCAGUUUGGCGUGAAGCCGCCCAGCGUGCCGAUGCCGGCGAACGUCUCGCUUGCUAAUGAUGGGUUCAUGUGUCCUGAGCCGACCCUGCAAGGGAAGAAUUUGAUGCUGGUUUGCUGCACUAAAGAUCCAAACUUCAGGACGAACAUCACCGUGGCGGACGAAUUCUUGCCCCAUCGGAGCGGCGAUCUCACGAUCAUGUACGACGUGAUCCGGACGUACGACUCGAACUACUGGGCGCAGGUCACGAUUUCGAAUUACAACCCCCUCGGCCGUCUUGAUAAUUGGAAAUUGAGCUGGGACUGGAUGAGGGAAGAGUUCAUCUACUCCAUGAGGGGGGCUUAUCCCUCAGUCGUGGACUCGAGCGGCUGUGUGUUCGGAUCGCAAGCUUCGCACUACACCGAUAUGGAUUUCUCCACCGUCUUGAAUUGUGACAGGAGGCCCACCAUCAUCGACCUGCCGCCGACGAAAGCUAAUGACACGAACCUCGGGUUGAUUCCUAAUUGCUGUCGGAAUGGCACGAUAUUGCCUCCGUCCAUGGAUCCGAGCAAGUCGAGUUCUGUGUUCCAAAUGCAGGUCUACAAGAUGCCGCCAGACCUCAACCGGUCGGAGCUCUUCCCACCUCAGAACUGGAGGAUCAACGGCACCCUUAAUCCUGAUUAUCUAUGCGGUCCACCCGUCCGAGUGAGCCCCAGCCAAUUCUUCAGCCCGAGCGGGUUAUCGUCGAAUACCACCGCCUUUGCUAGCUGGCAGGUGGUAUGCAACAUCACGCAGCGUUCGACUCCUCGGUGCUGCGUGUCCUUUUCUGCAUACUAUAACGAGUCUAUCGUGCCGUGCAGGACGUGUGCCUGUGGCUGCACGAGCAGCGCCGGCCAUACCUGUAGCACCGCCUCCCCGGCGAUCCUCCUCCCGUCCCAAGCGCUCCUUGUUCCGUUCAACAAUCGCACUGCCAUGAUGCUCGCUUGGGCCGAAAUAAAUCAUCUUCAGGUGCCGAACCCAAUGCCUUGCGGCGAUAACUGCGGAGUUAGCAUCAACUGGCACGUCAACACCGAUUACAGCCGUGGUUGGACCGCCAGGAUAACGAUCUUCAACUGGGGCAACACCGCAUUCGUCGAUUGGUUCACCGUGGUAGAAUUGGGCAAAGCGGCUGCUGGGUUCAAGGCGACGUACUCAUUCAAUGGGACUCUUAUGGACGACGUGAACAACUCAAUUUUCAUGAAGGGCCUUCCUGGAUUGAAUUACCUCAUGGGGGAAGUAGACGGAGCGGACCCCAGGAAAGAUCCCGAGGUCCCCGGGAAACAGCAGUCAGUGAUUUCGUUCACGAAGAAGAACAUCCGGGGGAUCGACGUGCCGAAGGGAGACGGAUUUCCCACGAGAGUACUCUUCAAUGGGGAAGAAUGCUCGCUUCCAACCAUGUACCCAACAGGCAAUAGCGCCAGCAUUGGUCCAUCUACUAUCCUUGCGAUCUUCCUAGCAGCAAUCUUUUCCACACCGAUACUGUGAUAGUUGCGCUAGGAAACACGGCUUUGUGUUUUCUUUCUUUCACCUCUUGUUGAUUCUUUUUGAUUGUUUUCCGGUGUAAAAGCGCCUGUUGUUCAUCUGAUGAACACAGAGAACUAUAUCAAACAAGGAACUG
This is a messenger RNA of Rhodamnia argentea, 2229 nucleotides long. Its product is annotated as COBRA-like protein 7. Gene Ontology annotation, cellular component: membrane. NCBI's taxonomy places the organism in Eukaryota, Viridiplantae, Streptophyta, Magnoliopsida, Myrtales, Myrtaceae. The transcript has 2 exons. Bases 141 to 2096 code for a protein of 651 amino acids. The record is from RefSeq and is a predicted model, not a curated record. Gene Ontology annotation, biological process: cellulose microfibril organization.